AUGUUUAUAAUGGGUUCGUUGUCGUGUUAUAGCAUUAUCUUAAUGAGUAUAAUUAUGCUACAUUCAUGUUUUGCCAUAGAGGUUAAUUAUGAUUCAAAAGCUCUCAUUAUCAAUGGAGAAAGACGUCUUAUUUUUUCAGGUGCAAUACACUAUCCAAGAAGCACUGUGGAGAUGUGGCCUGACCUUAUUCAAAAGGCCAAAGAUGGUGGCCUUGAUGCCAUUGAAACUUAUAUAUUUUGGGAUCGUCACGAACCUGUUCAACGUCAAUAUAAUUUCUCAGGAAAUUUGGAUUUUGUCAAAUUUUUCAAGCUUAUCCAAGAAGCUGGACUAUAUGCCAUUAUGAGGAUUGGUCCUUAUGCAUGUGCGGAAUGGAACUAUGGAGGGUUCCCGUUGUGGCUUCACAAUAUUCCUGGGAUCGAGCUAAGAACAGAUAAUCAGGUUUACAAGAAUGAAAUGCAAAUUUUUACCACAAAGGUCGUGAAUGUGGCAAAAGAAGCAAAUUUGUUUGCAUCACAAGGAGGUCCCAUUCUUCUAGCUCAAAUUGAGAACGAAUAUGGUGAUAUCAUGUGGAAUUACAAAGAUGCAGGGAAGGUAUACGUUAAAUGGUGUGCUCAGAUGGCCCUAGCACAAAAUAUUGGGGUUCCAUGGAUCAUGUGUCAGCAACCUGAUGCUCCUUAA
Vicia faba (fava bean) is the source of this 678-nucleotide messenger RNA. NCBI's taxonomy places the organism in Eukaryota, Viridiplantae, Streptophyta, Magnoliopsida, Fabales, Fabaceae. The record is from the annotation of a GenBank genome assembly.